Molecule: messenger RNA, 1685 nt
Organism: Coregonus clupeaformis (lake whitefish)
Lineage: Eukaryota; Metazoa; Chordata; Actinopteri; Salmoniformes; Salmonidae
Product: E3 SUMO-protein ligase KIAA1586-like
Exons: 3
Coding region: 300-1652 (450 amino acids)
Source: RefSeq, a predicted model, not a curated record
UAGCCAGGCAAGUCAGUGUGAGCAUAGAGAAGGAUCCAGUCUACCACCACCAGGUCAGAACACACAGGCAGUAAAUUGCAUCUCCAGUUUAUUGAAAAGUGAAGCCUCACACUGUAACAAAAGACAUCAAUAAUGACUGGCCAGACCUGUGGAGUGCUAAACAAACAGAAGACUUCAAAUCCAAGAACCCCUGGUUGGGAUCCAAAAACAAAAAAUUGGGAUGUCUGGUCUGUAGCAGUGUGAACUCCAUUGGGAUCGACAAGGAGCAAGGACAAGGUGUAUCGCUCUCAAGAGAAUGGAUGAACUUUGAAAUUCAAGUGUCUGGCCAGGGAAGUAGAACAACAAGUUUGUCAAUCUUGAGAAAUAAGGUGAGGAAACAUGCGUUGUCCAAGGCCCACACUCAGGCUGUGAAGGUGGCAGAGCAACAGAAAGAAGCUGCCAUUGAGAAUGCAGUGGAGACUAUGACUGAGUCCUACAUGAAGGAAACUGAAGCUGUGUUUCGAACAGCCUACCAUCUGGCCAAAAAGAACCGACCCUUUUCUGACCAUGAGAGCCUCAUUGAGCUGCAGGAACUGAAUGGUGUAAAAAUGGGCUCAAUACUUCAUUCACGUUACAGUGCAACACAAAUAAUACAACAUGUUGCUAGUGAGAUGCAGAGCAAAAUCAUCAGUAGCAUUAUAGCAUCAUCCAGUAAGUUAGCUGUCCUAAUUGACGAGGCAUCUUCUUUAAGUCACAAAGCUGUCAUGACAGUUUCUAUUAAAGCAUCAAUUCAAGAAGAAAGCCCUGAGUUCAUAUUCCUGGAACUUGUUGAACUGGAAAAUCAGAGAGCAGAUGGCAUAUUACAGGCGUUACUCACCUGUUUAACUAAUGCUGGCUUUACAGAAGAGUGGCUUCAUGAAAACUGGGUAACAUUUGUAUCUGAUGGAGCCAGUGUCAUGCUAGGAAAGAAGUCAGGAGUAGCAACCAGACUGACUUUGAGAUUCCCAAAGCUUUUUGUAUGGCACUGCAUGAACCAUAGACUUGAACUUGCUGUGUCAGAUGCAGUUGAUGAGGUAAACUCUGUCAAUCACUUUAAAACUUUUAUCCAGAAGCUAUACUCUCUGUAUAGUGUGUCAAACAAAAAUGAACGUGAACUUGUUAAUGCAGCAGCUGAAGUAGGCUCACAACUUCUUCGCAUUGGCAGAAUCUUGGAUGUACGCUGGGUGGCCAGUAGCUUUCGGACUGUUCAUGCUGUUUGGACAUCCCUGGGAGCUCUUGUGCAGCACUUUAAAAAUGCUUGCAGUGAUGAGAUGAGGUCCACCAAAGAGAGGCAGAUGUACAGAGGUUUGUUAGACCGUGUUCAAAGUCCAGAAUUCAUUUGUGACCUUGGCCUCAUGUACGACACUCUCCAUGAACUAAGUCUCCUGUCACAGGAGCUUCAGUCUCGUUCUAUAACGCUCCUCAGAGCAGAGCAUCUGCUGAAACGCUCAAUCAGAGUGAUCCAGUCAUUCAAAGAGAGUCCAGGUGAGAAAUAUAGUGAGGCUUUAGAAGCAAAACAGACUGGGGAGUAUCGGUCUAUAGCCCUGAAAACAAAUGCAAAGCUGAAGUCUAUCAAUCCAGGCCAGUUCUUACAAAGCCUUGUGAACAAUCUGGAGAAACGCUUGUCUUUUUGAAGAUGAGACCAUCAUGGACCUCAGCAUCCUUGA